AUGCUAAAUAUUUACAACAAACAGAGAAGAGGAUUCAUAUCCAUUGCAUUCAGACAAAAUAGUAACAGAAAGCAUGAAAAUAAAAUUCUAAAGUCUGUGUAUAAGGACCUUCCUGUGACUAAUUAUACAGUCAAUGAUUUUGUAUGGGAGAAUUUAGAUAGAUGGCCUGAUAAAACUGCUACGGUGUGCGCAGUUACGGGCCAUGGAUACACUUACGCACAAACACAGAGAAUGUCUGUAACAUUCGCGGCAGCUUUAAGAAAUAAAAUAAAGUUACAAACUAAUGACAAAGUGGCGGUGAUCCUACCGAAUGUUCCAGAAUAUCCUUGUACUAUACUGGGUAUUCUACAAGCUGGUUGUAUAGCGAGUAUGAUGAAUCCUAUCUAUUCAUCAGAGGAGCUCAAACACCAGAUUCAACUAAUAAAUUGCAAAGCCUUAGUCACUUCAAAAAUAUCAUAUCAGAAUGUAAGAAAAGCCUUAAGUGAACUAAAAUUAGACAUUCCAGUUAUAACGACUGACAAUGAGAUGCUACCAGGUGCUGUAAAAUUUGCCGAACUCGCUGAAGAUUUUAAUAUAGAUACGAGUUGUUUAAAAUCUGUUCAUAGAAGUCCAAAAGAUUUAGAGAUUUUACCAUACUCUAGUGGGACUACAGGCUUACCCAAUGCUAUGGUACUGACACACCAAGGUGUUGUAGCACUGAAUCAGCAAAUUGCCUAUCCAGAAGUUGUCGCUAUCAAAGAAAAGACUGCGAUAUUCCUCGGGAAGCGUCCAGCAGUGACUCCUAAACACCUUGAAACAUUGUACAGCAUCAUCCGUGGUGCUGCUCCACUGUCCGCCUCCGACAUAGAAGCCGUCAUAGCUAAAAAUGAAUGCGCCGAAACCAAGAAGACUUACACAUAUGCACAACUUCAGAAAUACAGUUCUGUGUUCGCCACAUCCCUCCUGAAGAAAUUAGGUCUGAAACCAGGAGAUGUCUUAGCGGUUAUGAUACCUAACUGCCCUGAGUUCCCUGUGGUUGCAUUUGGGAGUAUUCAAGCUGGUGUUGUGCUGACGACCGUCAACCCUAUUUAUAAAGAAUUUGAAAUCGCUCAUCAAAUCUCAAUUACGGAGCCAAAAGCUAUAGUCACGAUUCAAGAAUGUUACGAUACAGUCAAAACCACAUUGAAGAAUUGUAAGAAAGACAUAAAAAUUAUCUUAAUCGACAAUCCUGCUAAUCCAGUACCCAAUGAUGCCAUCAGAUAUUCAGAGAUUGCUGAAUCUGGUGCAGCUGAUUACGAGCUAUUGGACAAAAUAGAAAAAAAAACAGACGAAGUAGCCUGCAUACCGUUUUCGAGCGGCACCACUGGUUUACCUAAAGGCGUAGAGAUUACAUAUGGAAAUUUGUUGGCGAGUCUCGAGAUAAUGCACCAGAAGGAAGUAUGUUAUCCGGUGUUAACACAUGCCAUUCUUCUUGGUAAGCAUCCUGACGUGAAUAAAGAACAUUCCCGAAAUGUGAGACACAUCUGCUGCGGGGCUGCGCCCCUGUCCGCCUCUGACGUAGAAGCUAUACAGCAGAAAAGUAAGCUCGCCGACGAGCUGCCGUCGCAACUGUCGGAACUCAAUCUGCGUAGUAUGUCGCAGCCCUCCUACACCAUCUGCACUAUCAAAGACAACCUCAACGAUAAACAGCGAAUGCUUAAGUUUUUGAGAAGGUUCUUUUUCCGGGACGAACCUAUGAACUUGGCAGUGAACUUAUUAGAAACACCAGAAUCGGUAUGCUUAGAACUCGAAGAGUAUGUAGCUAGUUCACUAGAAGACGGAGUGUCUGUAGCAGCAGUUGAUGAGGAUGGAGAGUACGUUGGUGUCAUCGUCAACGGCAUCGUCAGAAAGGAGGAAGUUGACUACACAGAUAAAUCGGCUGACUGUCCAAAUCCUAAGUUUAGGCAAAUCCUCCGAGUGCUAGGCUACCUUGACCGUGAGGCUAAAAUGUGGGAGAAAUUACCAAAAGACUGCAACACUGUGCUGGAACUGAGAAUCGCUGCAACACACAGCGAGUGGAGAGGACGCGGCCUCGUGAAGGCACUAUGCGCGGAAUCUGAACGUCUAGCCAAAUCAAACGGUGCAGGCGCUACGAGAAUGGACACCACAUCAGCAUUUUCUGUUGCGGUGGCCGAACGGCUAAAUUACAAGAAGAUCUUCUCAGUGAGGUACUCCGACUUGGACUUCGCACCACAGCCUGAAGAGCCACACGUUGAGGCUAGGCGAUUGUUAUUUGUGUGUUUAAGUGUUUUUAUUUACAUUAUUCUGGUCGUAAGUAGAAGGAUGUCGCGAGAACGAAUUGAAAUAAAACCGGUGAGGACAGAAGACGAGAAUGACGUCAUGGACCUUAUCAGGCGGACAUUUUACAUCGAUGAACCGAUGAACCAAGCUGUCGCACUAUGUGUCGACGGCACGUGUAAGGAGCUCGAUGAAUACUGCGCUAAAGCUCUACGUGCAGGAUUGUCUUUUAAGGCUGUUGACGGUGACGGAAAUGUAGUCGGUACUAUCGUCAACGAAAUAUGUUCACUAAAAGAGGAUACUGGAAGUGACAAUCCCUACUUAAAGAUGGCUCAAGAAUGUCAAAACCCUAAGUUCCAGAAGAUUCUUUACGUAUUGGCGAAAAGAGAAGACGGAGCUAGGUUUCAGGAUAAGUUCCCUAAUGACCAACAGUAUAUGGACGUGAAAAUAGCUGCUACAGAUCCCAAUUUUAGAAAUCGAGGCAUCAUGAAAGACUUAUUGAAAGCGACAGAAAAUUUGGCAACACAACGAGGAAUCAGAGUGCUCCGUAUGGAUACGUCUAGUGCCUACUCAGCGAUGAGCGCAAAGAGGCUGGGUUUCACAUGUGUACACUCCGCCCCGUACACAGACCUCAAAAUGGAUGGACAACCUAUUCUGGUGCCAGAAGCACCGCACGUAGAUGACAGUGUUUAUGUUAAACUUAUGAAUGUGUAG
Molecule: messenger RNA, 2970 nt
Organism: Arctia plantaginis
Lineage: Eukaryota; Metazoa; Arthropoda; Insecta; Lepidoptera; Erebidae
Source: the annotation of a GenBank genome assembly